Messenger RNA from Nymphalis io (European peacock), 732 nucleotides. RefSeq names its product cuticle protein 18.7-like. The record is from RefSeq and is a predicted model, not a curated record. Lineage: Eukaryota; Metazoa; Arthropoda; Insecta; Lepidoptera; Nymphalidae. Bases 151 to 684 code for a protein of 177 amino acids. The transcript has a single exon.
GACAACGGCUAUCUAUGACUAUCAUUUGAAGGUGAUUCGGUAGCAUUUUUUGUGGCUCAUAAGUUUUGUAUCAUACUAUAUAAGCAUUUGUAGCUGAGUGUGGAGCAUCAGUCGAGUUCCUAUAUUGAUCGAAUAACUUAACACACUACAAUGUUCAAGUUGGUGGUUCUUUUGUCCGUGGCUGCUUUGGCUGCUGCCAAGCCCAGUCCUUACGUACCCGUAACGUACACCGCGGUGCCAGCUGUUAGUUCUGUGUCGCAGUACAGUAGCAACGUAGUCCACGGAUCACCCGUCGUGCCUGCUGUGUACAGCGCUGCAUACUCACCAUACGUAACUGGCGUCGUACCUGUCGCUACUCUUUCGCAAGCACCUAACUCUCCCGCUGUCGUACUCGAUGCUGUUAACGGAGUACCUUUGGACACCCCUGAAGUAGUUGCCAGCCGCAUCGCCCACUACCAGGCCAAGGCACUCUCCGGUGUGCACCAUCUCGCCAAGCGUUCGGUCGUGCCAGUGACCUACAGCUCCGUUGUUGGCCCCGUAACGUCUGCUGCUCCUGGUUUCCACAGCGUUGUAUCUCCGGUAGCCUACUCAUCACCCUUUGUGACUGCCUACACUGCUCCCUACACAGCCACCUACGCCUACUCCGCUGUAGCGCCUAAAGCUCUUUCCGUGCACCCCUGGUAACUCGAUCAAAUUACAACGAACAAUGUUUAAAAAACAUUCAAACUAUUG